UCCGCCCCGCCCCCUGUGCGGCGGCCUAGGCCCUGUUUACCCGCGGUGCAUGGUGGGGCUGUCGCCUGGGACAACCCAGCCACCCGACAGUCUCUUGGCGUUGCAGAGCGAGCGCGGCGGCGGUAGCAUGCACCCGGCCUUCUCAUCCUCAGCGCCCCUGGCGAGCCCCGACUACUACGAGAGGCUGGGCCGCCUCCAGCACGGGCUGCGGGACAGUGAAAAAAAGAGACUGGACCUGGAAAAGAAACUUUAUGAAUAUAAUCAGUCUGAUGUAUGCAGAGUUAAGCUGAAGUAUGUGAAACUAAAGAGAUAUCUGAAGGAAAUAUGUGAAUCAGAAAAGAAGGCUCGUACUCGAAACCAAGAAUAUUUAAAGCGAUUUGAGCAUGUCCAAGCUCAUGUUGGACACUUUACUACAAAUACAGAGAAGCUUCAGGAACUAAAGACCGAAUAUGAGGCUCAAAUUAAGAAGACACAGCUACUCUCAAAAGAUAGACCUGGAAUAAAAGGUGAACUGAAAGAUGAAGACAGAGAAAAGGUUACAAGGCAGGCAGGAACUAACUCGGGGACAGCCAUGUCAAGAGGAUUGUAUCAACCGGCAACAAUCUUUAUGGGCCGCCAAAUGUCAGCCAUCUCAAGCAUUGGAGGUUUCAGUACAGAGCAGAAAUCUCCCCAGCCCACAAAGAACUUUUCAAUUCCUGACCCACAUUCACACCGACAGACAGCCCAGAGCGGUAAUGUGACAGACAGCUAUGUAGUACAAACUAAUAGUGACACACAGUGCUUAAAUAAGUCUGACAAAAUAGAUGGAAAGACAUCUCUUCAGAUUGGUGAGAAAACGCCAGUCACAGCCAGCGCAUUGUCUGAGGAGGAACAAACUCAUUGCUUACAGAUAGGAAGCAACACGCGUCACGGCGGGAGUAGUUUAUCUGAAGGCAAAAAGUCUGCUGAACUCCAUUCCCUGUUACGGGAAAGAUUAAGUCCAGAGAACAGAACCACUGAUUUAAAGUAUGACAGUUGCAGCAGAUCAGAGGGAUCAGAGGGAGAAAUACUGACACAGGAAUGUAUUGAAGUCAAGGAAGAAAGAGCCAGACCGCCAGUCUCUCCGCUAUCAGCCUCAGAAUACUGUGCAUCUGUAAAUAAGUGUUCUCAAGAGAAGGAUUCUGCUUGGGAAGGUUUCCCAGAUCAUCUUCCUCCUGGGGACCCAGAGUCACAGAAACCCUUCAGAAAAAUGCAGGAACAGCAAGAGGAGGAAAGUUUGAGCAGCAGCAGCAGUGAUCUCACAGUCUCUGUAAGUGAAGAUGAUCUGAUUUUCAAGAGUUCAGAACCACAGCCAAAUCCGGGUGACGUGAUGGAAGGAGAAAAUGGAAUAGAGGCCUUAAAAUUAAUCCACUUUGAGCAAGAACGAGAUGCCCUAUCCACCGAAAAACAUAAUUGUAUUUUGCAAACCCUAAGCUCUCCUGAUUCAAAAAAGGAAUCCGCCACUCACUCACCAACAAGAGAAUCUGAACAGGCACCAGGUCAGCAUGUUGCCACCUUGAAAGAACAUGAUAAUUCUAUCAGAGAAGUAGUAGUUAAGCCAUCUGAAGUUUUCCCGGUCAAAAAAGUGAACCAGAUGACAAGGGCAACGGCAUUAUUGAAAAAAGCCCUUACAGAAGAGUGUGAUGAUAGGUCAGCUAUUCACAGUAAUGAAUCAUCUUGCAGUCUGCCAUCUAUUCUGAAUGACAAUAGUGGAAUAAAGGAAGCAAAGCCCACUCUGUGGCUCAACAGUGUUCGUACAAGGGAACAAGAAGUUUCCAGUGGCUGUGGAGACGAGACCAGGGAAGAAAGCGUGGCAGCAAAGAUCCCCAUCACAGAAACAAAAGCCUACCAGUUGCUGAAGCAGUCUACCCUUCAGGAUAAUAUAAAUCACACUGAAGACAGAUUCCAAAAAGCGGAUGUUUCUGUAAUACAACUGUCAGGUUUGAACAUUGGCAGCGGUAUACUCAAGACAAAGACAACUAACAAAAUCGCCUCGGAGGCUAGUUUUUCAUCGAGCGAAGGAAGUCCUUUGUCAAGGAAGCGGUUUUCACGCUCCCGGAUCCAUUUAUUCAAUGGAGAGUAUAUUUUAACAGCCUGCCAUGUAACUUCAGUUUACCGUCUGGAUCGAGAUAACAUUUUACCGAAGAAAAGGAUGUGUGCUUGCAACAUAAUUGCCUGGGGGAAAGGUAGCAGAAGUCACCCAGCCAUGGCACCCUGGCAGGGCCGCUGUGGGUGGCAUUUGUGUCCACCCUGCAACCACCAGAGUGGCCAGCGGAGGGCGCCUGGCCGCAGCUGAUGCCGUGUCUCUCUCCUUGCCUGGUCACUGGGCCAUUUUCCCUUGGGAGAAUACAAAGAUUGCACGGAAUCAAUACCAGUGAAAUAAAAAUCAGGUAUUCCUGGAAGUCCUUUAGGUUUUAUUAAAGCACCCGUUCUCCGUCUCUGGCUUAGCAAAUCUGCAAUCGCCUUAAAUCCUACUGAAUAAGCAGCUGCCUAAAUAUCCUACGUGUUCUCCUCAUAGACCCACCUACUUUAUUUUUUUCUACACAGAGCAUGAAAGAACAGUAACUUCCUAGAUUAGCAGAAGGGAAGGAGUUAGCAAAUUGACCCCAGGCAGCUUAAAAAAAAAAAAAAAGAAAAAAGGCUUCUGCUGCAGGGUCCCUGGCUAACCAUCAGGGGGCGCUCGGACUUUGCCAAAUUAAAACUGUCUCAGCCUUUGGUCAGCCCUUAAAAUUAGAAUUUACAGAGAUUUGUUGGCAUACUCAUGGGGUUCUUUUCCUUCCUGAAUAAUUUUAUGCCUUCUAUUUUUCAGAAAUAUAUGUCUCUUGAGCAAAAUUGUAGCUGAAUAUGCUAUUUGAGACAUUUUAAUACCGAUUUUAGCUAGCAGUCAAAAUCAUUAAAAAUUACAGAAUUUGGAGUCUAGAGACCACAUCUUCUCAUUAGUUAAUAUUUUCAGUCUUAUAUAGUAAGACCCUAGAACAGGAAGGACACUUCCCACUAGUAGUCCCCCCCCCCCCAUGUGGUCUCCCAUCCCAUAGACCCCUGCUCUUGGCAGGACCCUCAGAGUCUCAUUGCCAGACUCCACUGACAUGACCUCAAGGUCACAAUAACUUGGGUAGUUUGUUGACAGGCUGUGGAUACUUAUUUCCUUCAACACAGUAUUGACCAUGAGGUUGAGAAUCAUUGUGUUACUAAUAUUAGGACAUCCCCCAGGUCUGCUGUUUUCCAGAUUCCUCCUCCCACAGGGCCAAGAAUGAGUGUCUGAAAUCCUAGCCUGACUGUUGCACCUCUGCUGCUGUGAGUCUCUCAAGGGCUUCUGUUACCCAUACCCCCCUCGAGCACUGCAUGGCCUACAGUCUGCAGCGCCUUCCAGCCUGCUCCCCCAUGUCCCUGUGCCCACUUGACAGCCUCAUGUCAUGCCCUCAUACAACCAGCUAUGUCAUGAGCCCCAGCUUCUAUUCCUGCUCUUUUGCUGGAAUGCUUCUGCCCCACACUUUCACCUGGCUGAUGCCUACUAGAUUGUCAGGGCUUAACUAUUAACCUUCUAAAAGUCUCCUAAGCAAAGGAUCUGGUCAUACAAGACGCCCCUCCUGUGGCCCCAUGGCUAUUUCUACCAUCAUCUGUAGCAUAGGGAUUGUAGCCAUUUGCAGGUACCUUCCCCUCACUGUGAGCUCCUCACUGGGGGCUUGGAGGGCUUUUCUGAUUACCAGUGCUCAAUAACUGUUGGACUUGCUGAGUAAGUGAACCUCUGUGUAUAGCUCCACAUUCACUCAAGCAUUUGUCUUAGAUGCCCUCACCUCUGGGUGGCAUCACGUACCCAAGCUGCAGGAAAUCAUGCAUUCCACAAAGGUCUCUGCAUGAGUGUAUAGGAGAGGGAGGGCACACACACAUUUCCCAAGGGAGACUCCUGCAGUCAACCUCGAUUGCACCCUCUCCAAUCGUGCACCCUGCAUUUGGCUUCCAGGAAACACACUGGGCAUGCACCCUCAUACAGUGCAUUACUGGGGUCCUCACCUAACUGCUGUCCUGUCUAUUGGUAAAAGGAUAUCUGGCUCUUGGCCCUGAACUUGACAUGGGCUCUUGGUAUGUGCUAGGGGCCUGCACGUUACCCCCUAAUUCUGCUGCUGUCAGUUCUCAGCUUACCCCACAGUUGCCCUUUUUGGCUUGUGUCACAGUUAUUUUGGUAUCUGUCUCCCCACUGGAGCAUGAGAGGCCCAAAGACAGAGAUCAAAUGGGUGUUGUUUGUUGCUGCGGGCCCAGCAUAGAGCUGAUGUGUAGUGUGACCUAUGAGACGGUGAAUGAGUAAGGGAAUGGAUGAAUGAACAAACCAUUGCUCUGCUGACCUGCUUGUGCAAGGCCUGGCAGAGGCCAUUUCCCUGUGUCCUCCCCGUCCCAAGUGCUCCUGCCCAUCAGGCUCCUUAAGGAGGAGACUUCAUGCAUCUCAGGCCUGUUUCCUUUCUCUCUGUCCCCACAUUUUCCCUUUCCUUGGCCACUGUGCCAGAGUACUUGUCACCUUCACUUAGAACCCAUGACUGCCAUCACCAAACCAAGCACAUGCCUUUGUGCACCCGAAUGCUGUGACAGUGAGCAGCACCAGUCCCCCACACCUGCUGUAGCCAGGCUGUCAAGCAGGAUUCUCUCUAUACUUACCAGAACACUGCAACGAAGGCCUACUUCCCCCAUUUUGCAGACAGAAAACGGGUGCUCAGAGAGGUAGGGAGCUUGCCCAGGGCCACACAGGGAGCAGAGUAGAGCAUCAAGGGAGUAGAGGCUGUCUGGCCCCAGAGCUGACACUGUCUCCCAUCAGCAGUCCUGCGCUGGGAUAGGGACCGGCUGCCCCAACCCAGGUUCUCUCCACCCUGCUGUUUGACCACAUCUCACGAGGUGAGGCAGGUGUUUGCAUUUGGGAAGCAUCCAUGUGCUGGGGGGCUCUGUCCUCGUCUGCCCCCACCCCCAUCUGACAGUUCUGUGUGUCUUGAAGCACAGCCUUCACAGCCUCUCUGGGCCCCACCACCCAUACAGUGAAAGCGAUGGAUAAUCUAUAAGUGCUCUGCUAUAAUUUAAUAAUGGGUUUCUUAGAAGCUCAUAGGUUUUCCACUUCUCAUUUUGUCUCUACUUGCCAGUUCCACAAAGCAAAACUUCAUGCUUACAGUAGGCCUUGCCAUCUAAUUUUGUAUUUAUGUUGACUAAGUAUUCCUAGCUACAUUAGCCUUUUGCUCACAUAACAUGAAUAGUUGACACACAUAAUUUCAGUGAUACCUUGUUUCACCACGAUUGUGGAUUGUGCACGUGGGUGCCAGGUGCUGCUCUUUGAAUAAAAACUGUUAAGGCCCUGACCAACCUUGACUUCUUAAGUUUAGCAAGGAUGAGAACAAAAGUGACUUUGAUUAGAGUUGUCCUAAUCUGGUUUAUCAAUAGCAGGGGAAUUCAUAAACAAUUACUGAAAAGCAUCAAAAAAUGAGAUGGCUUGAUGGGUACACAGAGGGAAGAUAUGUGAUAAAGCCAAUAUGGCAAAAGGUAAAUUAAACAUCCCCUUCAUGGGUAUGUGGUAUUUAUUGUACAGCUAUGGGGAAAAAAAUACCUAACCUGCUGGGAAAUUCUGCAGAGGUCAUUGUCCCAUUAUGAUGAGACCAGCAGAACGUGGUCACAUUUUAAUUUAAUCCAUUGUCUGUGGUGUUUUACCUGAAAAUGGUUUGUUUUGAAGUAGGACCUCCAAUCUAAUUGUAACCUUCUGGGGAAAAAAAAUCAAGUCUGCCAUCUUGGAUUCUAAGAGUUACCCAUGAAAGACCAUGCAGGGGACAGGCAGACCCUUUGGUGUGCUGUAAGUAUGGCAGUGUCACCUGUUCAACCGGCUCGGUGCACUGUGGCCCCAGGGCCAAGUCUUGGCCUCUGCCUGCUUUUGUACACCUUCAAGCUAAGAGUGGGUUUUACAUUUUUGGGGGAUGAGGGGAAGCAAAGAAGAGGGAGAAGGAGAAUCUUAAGCAGGCUCCACACUCAGCAUGGAACCCAACACAGGGCUCGAUCUCACAACCAUGAGAUCAUGACCUGGACUGAAAUCAAGAGUCAGACGCUUAACCAACUGAGCCACCCAGGUUUUUACAUUUUUAAAUGUUGGAGGAAAUCCAAAGAAGAAUGAUGUUGCAUGACACCUGACCUGGAAGUUCUAUGAAAUUCAAAUUUUAGUGCCUAUAAGUGAGGUUGAAUUACAAUACAGCCCCACCUAUCGUGUUCAUGGCUUGUUUCCAUGCUAUAGCCACAAAGGUGAGUUGUCCUACAACCAUAUAGCCCACAACAGCUGAACCAUUUACCCUCUGGCUCUUUACAGCAAACCUUUGCCAACCUCUGUUUUACAAGAUGAAAAUGUUACUUUCGUGCUCUUAGGGAAGACGAAGCAGUCAGACUCCAAGUAUGUGUGACCCAAUCCCAUGGCCUAUAAGACUAACUCUUCCAUUUCUUAUACUUUGCCAGAGUGAAUGUGUUCCUCAUCUUAUUUAUUAUAGUAGCUCAAGUUGACUAUAUCCAGUAUUCCAGGGAAAGUUCUCCCACUAUGCCCGUUGGCCUUGUCUUAGCUUUACACAUUAGGUGUGACUCAGAAAGAACCGUUGACCCUAAGAAUUGCAUGUGACUCUAGGUCAGCUUUGAAUUGGGGUGUCACAUUGGUGGGCAGAGCUGGCUUCCCAAAGGGAAACAUAAUUGCCCCUAGUGCAUGGGGAUGGAGUAGGAGACACCUGGAAGCAGUGUCCACCUUUCUCAGUGGGUGACGUACAUGCAUUUAGUUCUGCAGAUUUCUUGCACGAUUCCGGUAAGAAACUUAACCUGAUUCUGAAGUCACAGAAGUAGAAACAUGAAAGUCAAAUAAUGUGCCAGCAACUAGGUCGAGUGUCUUUAAGCAGGGCCCUGCUCUUGGUGAGCUUCAUCUUUUCAUUCUGCACAUAAUCACCAAGCGCAAAGCCCUGGGUUACCCAGGGGAGCUGAAGCAGGUGCCAUCGCUUCCCUCACAGAGCUCAUAGUCUAUAGAAGAAGUGAUCACACAUGCAUUAGUUACACAAAUGAGUGUAAAACAGCAACUUGGGUGAGGAAUCAGUGGUGGGUGGGGGAGCAGUAGGGGAAGUGAGGCUGCAGUAGAAGGACCCAACCAAGUCUGGGGAUCAGCCUUUGAGGUGCUGUUCACGAUUUAGGGAGUUCAUCAAAAAACAAUGGGAAGGCUUUAAGGAGCUUUAGCAAGGAAGUGGAGUGAGAAGUUCAUUCUUGCUGCUGAGUGGAAGAUGGACUGUAGGGGACAGGGUGUGUGUGGCAUCACCAGUUAGGGGCUGUUACAAAGGUCCAGGCAAGAGGUGCUGGUGUAGUUGGCCAGGUUGUGGCAGUGUGGAGGGAAGAGCAAGGAUUGAAUUGUAAUACAGCCCCGUCUAUUGAUUUACACAUGGGAGCUGACUGGGUGCAGGAGGGCCUAGGAGUGGAAAGGGUUGGGGAGGGAGCAGAGGAUCCGAGUGCCCUUGACUGAAACAGGAGGGACCUGGCCUGGCAGGAGAAGAGAAUCACAGUGGGGAGAUUGUGAAUUUAGUCAUGGAUGAGCAUGUUGCCCACAAGGUGCUUGGGAGGCAGCCAAGUAGAACUAGCACAUGAGCACAGGCCAUGUUUCUGGAGCUCAGAGAAGUGGCUGGGGCCACGGGGAUCUGGCCCGUGCUUAUCUGCCAUUGUGUACUUGCUCUUAACAAGAGCUCCCUGCUACCACAUCCCACUGCAUCCCCCCACCCCUUUACUGGCCUGUGCGAUCCUCUCUGGCUUUCAAAGCAGAGUCCAGGAGAUGCCCUGCUUCCUCAGGGGUCCUGCAGCCACCCAUCACCCACCCUCUGCUCCCUGUUCUCCCAGCCCUCAGUGCUCUACCCCUCUCCCCGCUGUUGCUCUUAUUACCUGGACUACAGCCGGAGACUCUCUGGCCCCCACCAGCACUGUUCUAACCCACCUCUGCCUCCAGCAUCUAGACUAGUCCUCAUGAAAUGAGAGGUAGGUAAAUAGUAGACAUACAACCCACAGUUGCAUUUAAUGUGUGUGUGUGUGUGUGUGUGUGUGUGUGUGUGUGUGUGUGUGUGUAUAUACACUAAUACUUUAUGAAAGAUGGAUUCAUAUGGUCAGUGGCCACCUUACCUGCAGCCUCCAUGACUGAUGGUUAGUGCUGGGCCCUUUCAUAGGACCAUCCACUCUUCAUGGAGAAACAGCUGUGGGCCACUAGUUGGUCAUGACAGAUAAUGAAACAGGCACCAAGUUUAAAGGAAGCAUUGACAGAUGUUGAGCCUAGAAAAUGAUACCUAAAUGGAGCUCAUUUUACAGGAAAAAAAAAACAAGUAUGGCAGCUAUGGAAAACAGCAGAUUUUUAAGCCAUAGGUUAGCCAGACUUGACACAAAGGAGGGAGAAGAUAAGUUCACAGGGUUUCCUAUGUUAAGAGGACCAGGGUCCUGGCCAUGAGCAGUGACCAUACACAUUGGGGUCUGUCUUUUCUUGACAUUCUUCUCCUCUAACAGACUGGAAUCUGUUUUAAUGCAAUAAUAUAUAAAUGUAAAUCCCAACAAAUACCUUGGCAAGAACAGGUUGCUAGGUAUUAGAUGCCAUAGACACUAGCAUCUUUGUGUAUGUGAUACCCAGAAACCUACACCUCGGUGUCCAGGAUACUACGUUUUUCUCUGUCUUGAGUUAGUGUUUUUAAUUAAGCAGACUGAGAGUUUAUCUUGGACUCCCUUGUCAAGCCGUUAAGGAUUGGUAUCACUGGCUUGAUGGAGAUGAGGAUCUUAUCUUCCCCGCCAGCUUCUCCUUGUAUUCUAUCUUGGAUUCUCUACUUCGGGUAUUUCACUUUUAGCUUGUCUAAAAGUGCCAAAGCUUUGUCUGGACAUGUUUUGGGAAGGCUGUUGAAGGGAAGUGGAUCCUCUACCUCACCAUGUGCUCAUUGUCCUGCGCUGCAAGGGAUGCCCGCAGGGCACACUAUGACCCGGUGUCUGCAGGGCCAGCAGAGAAUGCACUCAGGGAUACUGGUGAUGCUGUCGCAAUAGGGACCCACCCACCAAAGCAUCAGCAAGUACCUCUGGCCACCGAGGUCCUGACAUUUUCUUCUUCUUCUUUUUUUAAAGUGUUCUAUUUAUUUAUUUUGAGAGAGAGAGCAGGGAAGGAGCAGAGAGAGAAUCCCAAGCAGGCUCCAUGCUGUCAGCACAACCCCGGUGCGGGGCUCUAUCCCACGAACCGAGAGAUCAUGACCUGAGCCGAGAUCACAAGUCAGAAGCUCAACUGACUGAGCCCCCCAGGCACCGCCUGACAUUUUCUUCUUGCUCUUAAGACUCAGGGAGAAGUGUAAAAUUUCUGGCCUUUCAGUGUAGUACUUCUUUGCUAAUGUGCUCAUUGUAAAAAUAUCAGUCUGAUUGUCAUUUUUUUUGCAAGACUCAGGCUAUUU
This is a messenger RNA of Neofelis nebulosa (Clouded leopard), 9452 nucleotides long. RefSeq names its product kizuna centrosomal protein (gene KIZ). NCBI's taxonomy places the organism in Eukaryota, Metazoa, Chordata, Mammalia, Carnivora, Felidae. The record is from RefSeq and is a predicted model, not a curated record. Gene Ontology annotation, biological process: spindle organization. Gene Ontology annotation, cellular component: centrosome.